Molecule: messenger RNA, 1290 nt
Organism: Trifolium pratense (red clover)
Lineage: Eukaryota; Viridiplantae; Streptophyta; Magnoliopsida; Fabales; Fabaceae
Product: isopentenyl phosphate kinase
Exons: 12
Coding region: 79-1062 (327 amino acids)
Cellular component (GO): cytosol
Molecular function (GO): kinase activity
Source: RefSeq, a predicted model, not a curated record
AAUUAACUAAAGUAACACAAAUCAAAUGAACAAUUUUAAGUGUUGAUUCUUCUUUUGACUCUUCACUUUCCGCUGAACAUGAAUCAGAAGAAUCAAACACAAACUCCCUUCACUCAACCUAUCCGCUGUAUUGUAAAACUGGGAGGUGCUGCAAUUACUUGCAAAAAUGAGUUAGAGAAGAUAAAUGAGGAGAUUCUUCACAGGGUUUCAGAACAGCUUAGACAAGCAAUGAUUACGUCUUCUGAGAAGCCUCCUGGGAUGGAUUGGAGCAAGAGACCUGGUGAUUCAGAAAUUUGUUGUAAUCCAGACGAAUUUGGAGAUGAUUCUGUGACGGAAUGUAGCCGUUUCAUUGUUGUUCAUGGAGCAGGUUCUUUUGGGCAUUUCCAAGCUAGCAAAUCUGGUGUUCACAAGGGACAGCUAAAUAAACCUCUCGUCAAGGGCGGAUUUGUUGCUACGCGAAUAUCUGUAACCACUCUCAAUCUUGAAAUCGUUAGAGCACUAGCCAGAGAGGGCAUUCCUUCGAUUGGAAUGUCACCUUUCUCAUGUGGAUGGAUCACCAGUGAAAGACGUGUAUCUUCAGUCGAUUUGUCUCCCGUGGCUAAGGCUAUUGAUUCUGGUUUUACACCUGUCCUGCAUGGAGAUGCAGUGCUUGAUGAGAUUCAGGGAUGCACUAUUUUAAGCGGAGAUGUCAUCAUAAGUCAUCUGGCCGCAUACUCAAAGCCUAAAUACGUUGUUUUCUUGACAGAUGUAUACGGAGUAUAUGAUCGCCCGCCAACAGAACCUGACGCAAUACUCUUAAAGGAGAUUGCUGUUGCUGAAGACGGAAGCUGGUCAGUCAUAAAACCAAAGUUGCAGAACUCAAUUGAGCUAACUGUUGCUGCCCAUGAUACAACUGGUGGAAUGAAAACAAAGAUCUCAGAAGCUGCAAUGAUAGCAAAGCUUGGAAUUGAUGUCUACAUUGUAAAAGCGGCAACAAGCCACUCAUUAAAGGCCUUGAAUGGAGAUCUUAGAAACAGCAUCCCGGAUGACUGGCUUGGAACAGUCGUUCGAUCAUCAAGAUAAUUGUAACCGAAUCUUCUGCACAAGUCUCAAUCAUCAUGAGGAAGUAAUGAUUUUAGACGCGAGAAAUUGAGAGUUAAUUGUACCAACAAUUUCACUUUUGUUAUGACAACCAGAAAAAACUCACCAACCAUUUGGCAUAUUACAGUGAUGUUCUGCAUAUAAUAAAGCUUGAUGUACAAUUGUUCUGUAUGCUUUUCUUUAUAAAGUUUAUUUUGAAUGUGUUUGUUA